This is a messenger RNA of Hypanus sabinus (Atlantic stingray), 2962 nucleotides long. Its product is annotated as polymeric immunoglobulin receptor-like. Gene Ontology annotation, molecular function: transmembrane signaling receptor activity. The record is from RefSeq and is a predicted model, not a curated record. Lineage: Eukaryota; Metazoa; Chordata; Chondrichthyes; Myliobatiformes; Dasyatidae. The transcript is spliced from 13 exons. Gene Ontology annotation, cellular component: plasma membrane. The coding region runs from base 65 to 2452 and encodes 795 amino acids.
UUAGAUCUUCGAGCUGCGAAAUAAGCGAUCAACUACUGUUAACAGAUUCACUACAGGUUGAACAAUGUGGAUUCUGGUUCUUUUCACCUGUUCCCUGCCCGUUUCAGGUGCAUUGUGGGCAGAGCAGUAUGUAAGAGGAGUUGUGGGAAGAGCGAUCAGAAUUGAUUGUCACCAUGAAGCGAAUUACCGCUCACACGCAAAGUACUGGUGCCAUGGAUGGACUGUCCAAUGUUCAGUUUUAGUGAAAACAAAUUGGCAACAUGGAUGGAGUGGACGAGUGUCAAUCACAGAUAACCCGGAACGGGGAAUAUUUACUGUUACUAUGAAGGAUCUUCAUUCUGGAGAUACAGGAUGGUACAGCUGUGGAAUUUCAACACAAGGGACCGAUCCGAUGUUUAAUGUACAUCUACAAGUAUCUGAUGAACCCGUAUCUGUUCCUGUGCUUCGAUACCUGUCACCAGCAAGUGUCUCACGUCUCGGGGGCUCAGUGUCAGUUUCCUGUGAGUCCCUCCAGGGAUCCCUUCCCAUUCAGUACAGCUGGUAUGAACAAACCUCAUCUGGGUAUUACAAGAUCUCAGACACCAAUGAACUGGCUCUGCAUUGUCAAUCAUUCAACCACAAGCACCAUCAAUAUUACUGCAGUGCCUCGAAUCAGCUUGGAGCAAGAUCCAGUGGAAUAGUUAAAGUGACAGUCUUCAACAACAGAGAAAUCUGCAGUUAUGUGACAGAAAUCAAUGACACCAUUUCAGGUGCUUUAUGGGCAGAAGAUCAAGUGAGAGGAGUUGUGGGAAGAGCGGUCACAAUCGAUUGUCACUAUGCACCAAUGUACCGCUCACACACAAAGUACUGGUAUCCAACGUGGGAUCGCCAACAGAUAUUGUCAGUGAAUGCAAAUGGGCAAAAUGAGCUUCAUGGAAGAAUGACAAUCAGAGAUAACACAUCCCUGGGAAUAUUUACUGUUACUAUGGAGAAUCUUGUCUAUCAAGAUAGAGGAUAUUACAAAUGUGGAAUUACAACAUCUGUAAAUCAUCCAACCUUUGACAUUUUAGUACAAAUUUCUAGCGAACCCGUGUCUGUUCCUGUGCUUCAAUAUCUGUCACCAGCAAAUGUCUCACGUCUCGGGGGCUCAGUGUCAGUUUCCUGUGAGUCCCUCCAGGGAUCCCUUCCCAUUCAGUACAGCUGGUAUGAACAAACCUCAUCUGGGUAUCGAAAGGUAUCAGGCACCAAUGAACUGGCUCUGCAUUGUCAAUCAUUCAACCAGCAGCACCAUCAAUAUUACUGCAGAGCCUCGAAUCAGCAUGGAGCAAAAUUCAGCAGAAUAGUUAAAGUGACAGUUUUCAACAACGGAGAGAUCUGCAGUUACGUGACCGAAAUCAAUGGCACCAUUUCAGGUGCUUUAUGGGCAGAAGAUCAAGUAAGAGGAGUUGUGGGAAGAGCGGUCACAAUCAAUUGUCACUAUGCACCAAUGUACCGUUCACACACAAAGUACUGGUAUCCAACGUGGGAUCGCAAACAGACAUUGUCAGUGAAUGCAAAUGGGCAAAAUGAGCUUCAUGGAAGAAUGACGAUCAGAGAUAACACAUCCCUGGGAAUAUUUACUGUUACUAUGGAGAAUCUUGUCUCUGAAGAGAGAGGAAAUUACAGAUGUGGAAUUACAACAUCUGGCAAUCAUCCAACCUUUGACAUUUUUGUAGAAAUUUCUAACGAGCCCCCGUCUGUUCCUUUCCUUCAACUGUCACCAGCAACAAAUGGCUCAAGUUGUGGGGACUCCAUAUCAGUGUCCUGUGAGUCUGUCCAUGGAUCCCUUCCCAUUCAGUACUUAUGGUAUAAAAAGAACACAUCUGUGGAUUCAAAGAUCUCUGAUACCAAUGAACUGGAUCUACAUUGUCAAUCCUUAAAAUACAUAAACUAUCUGUAUUAUUGCAAAGCUUCAAACAGACAAGGAGAAAUAUCCAGUGACAUGGUCAGUGUGUCCAUCUCCAACAGUGUCAGCACCUGCAGAAAUGUGAUUGAAGUCAACAGCACAGAGCCAAUUGAUUUCUGUGAAAAUACUGUGAUAGAAACCACGACAACUGCAAAAGGGGAAGAAUCUUCAUCAACUAAAAUGCUCAUUUACAUAAUUGUGCUCAGUGUCAUUGGAAUUCCUCUCAUACUAGUUGUUGUUUGUCUACAUUUCUGCCUGAAGAAAAAAAACAGGGAAUCAAAGCCCAAAACAUCUCAAAGAAAAGGCAACAAUGAUACCCAGGAAAUGGCCACGUUGGAAGAACAUGUUGUUUGUACAGAUCUACACCAUGUUCGAAAGAAGCAGGCAGCUGCCCAGUCAGUGAAAAAUGAAACUGGAAUUGUGUAUGCAGAAUUGAAGCCCAGAACUUCUCACAGAAAAGGCAACAAUGAUACCCAGAAUAUCGGUAAUUUGACAUGUUUAACAUGUGGAUGCUUUAGAUUUUCAUGAAUGAAGGCUUCGGCGCUGGAUAGUGUGGCUUGUGCAAAGAUCCUUACCGGCCAAGUAGGUCAGUCUUCCUGUAAUUUAACUACCAGGCAAUAUUGUGUAAAAGUUGUGCCAAAGCGUACCCUUUGUCUAACUUUAUUGUAUCAUGACUGAUUAUGAAUGUAACAGUGUAAUCUGAAUGUUUAGACUCUGUUUGGAAGUGAAGCAUGUGUGUACUAAAAGGGAGUAGAGGUCUUAGAGGAGAUGUAUUUGCUUACAUUUUUGCUGCUCUGUAUAAGGUACAGAGUUGGUGGUGUUCUAAUGAUGUUUGUAUUGUGUUCCUUCAGAAUUGCCACUACCGUAUUAGUUUUGUGUGGUUUGCUUUGUGUAAUUUUAUACUGUAUAAACAAUUUGUCGAUACACAAGGGUGUGGAUCGAAGGUUAAACUGAGAUUGUAAUGGCAGGAAAUGGUUGUAAAUUUGUUUGUUUUGUUUUAAGACUCUCUUCUGGCAAUAAAACAGAUAAAUGAAUUAA